ACAUUUCCCAGGAUUCCACACCAUUGUUUAUUUGGACUGCACUUCAACUACUCUGACAGAGCAGACGGCUGCCCGGUGUGUUCUUUAUAACAAUGCAGACCUUUCAGUUUGUAUUCCUUUGCUCGAAAAUGAAUUACAUGUUUGGCUGAAUCUACGUGGUUCACGGAGAAGGAAACGGUAACAUGAAAUGGAGAUCACUCGGGCCAGACCGUCCUUGUAUGGAGAAAUCGCUCAUGGUCUUGGAUUCUGGACAGACCGGUCAGCAGUGCACGAGGCCGCUGCACAGGGCAGAGCCCUCCAGCUGCAGCAACUGAUUGAGGGAGGGGCAGCAGUUAACAUCGUGGCUGUUGACUCCAUCACCCCGCUGCACGAGGCGUGUAUACAGGGACAGACCCAGUGUGUCAGACUGCUGCUGGACGCUGGUGCGCAGGUGGAUGCUCGUAACAUCGAUGGUAGCACUCCACUGUGUGACGCCUGUGCAGCUGGUAGCCUUGAAUGUGUUAAGCUACUGUUGGAGUAUGGAGCAACAGUUAACCCUCCACUGUUUACAUUCUCACCUCUUCAUGAGGCAUGCAUGGGAGGUAAUUCGGAUUGUGUUCAGCUCAUGAUUGAUCAAGGAGCUUUCAUGGAGGCCCAUGACUGCCACUAUGGGACACCGCUUCACGUAGCCUGUGCCAGGCAACACUAUGACUGCGCUAAAGUCCUGCUCAAUUCAGGGGCAAAUGUUAAUGCUGCCAAGCUACAUGAGACUGCCCUUCAUCAUGCAGCCAAAACAAAGAACCUUGACUUGGUUGAGCUACUUGUGGAAUUUGGGGGGAAUGUGUAUGCCAGGGAUAACCUGAACAAAAAACCCAUCCAGUACACCAGUCUGGGAUCUCCCUGUUACCUCUGCCUUGAGUUCUAUGAGAAUACUCCCCUCAGUCUACAGCAGAUCAGCAGAGUGGCUGUUAGGAGGGCUCUCGGAACAAGAGCACGUGAAGUUGUUUCCCAGCUGGCUUUACCUAAUCGCAUCAUUAGUUUUCUUUCUUAUAUGCCACCUCCAGUUAUUGAAAUUUAAUCACUACAAGAAACUUGAAAUGCAGCUCUAAGAUGGUUAAAUCUAGACCUGUUAUGCCUGCUGACUCUGUGGAUAUCUCUCAGAAAAGUCUUAUGAUAGGAUGUUGAAGUUGGAGGAGGUACAGCACUGAUGAAAAAUCUGAACACUGCCAGACUAGUAGGGUGCACAGAGAUUUCAUUAGCUUAAAUACUCAGGCUGUUGAUCCAAGCAAACUGAAAAGGGCUUAAUUUGCUCAUUCACGUUGUGCUACAUUAAUAGAUUUUUGACCAUUAGGGAACAGAAAGACAGCCCAGAUAUAUCAUUAGCUUAGCAGGUAUUAUUGCUAACCCAUUAGCAAACAACUGCUCUCUUAUACAUUCAACAGACACAGAGUAUCACUAGCAUCUGACUGGAGACGUGUUUUCUGGCCGAUAAUAUUUACUCACUCUCCAGAAGCCACUCAUUUUCUUCAACUCUGCUGUUUCAUCCUUGGCAGGUAGUAGAAAAAUGGCUGCCCUUGGUAGUUAAGAGGGUUUGAAGGGUGAAGGGUGAAAGACUAGAACAACUAGCGAGUAAAGACCAUGCACACCAGUGGUAAACCUGCACAGGUGAUUCGAAUUAUUCUGGCUGAUCAGAUCUCCUCUCAGAAUUGUGUGGGCGUGUACAGACUGGCCAUCAAGCAGAGACUUUCCUGUUACCUAUUUGCAUUUGUGACAGCAGGACGGACUAUAACUUAACCACUAAGUAGUACAUUACAAAUUUACAAAGUCCAGUCACCUCACAUAAUUUCCAGCAUAGCCCAGCCCGCUUUCAAACAGAGCAGAAGCAUCAGCAGCAGCAGCAGCAGCAAUGACUGAACACACCUUGAACACCGUCAAUUCUCAGAGGCUUUGGCAACACGACGGAACAUUUCACAUAACUUGUAGUCGUUUGAGUCAGAGUUAAUGUCAGUAUUUGUUUUUUCUUUUUUUCUUUCUUGGCUUGCUUAUGAUGACCAAGUAAGUGUGAAUGUAAGUGUGAUUUCAUCAUAGAUCCUGUAAUACAAUAUCUUCGAUGGUACAUGAAGUGUUUUGAAUAGGAUUUGUAUUUAUUUGUAUAUAUUCUGUGACUAUAUAUUUUUAAUGUAAAUUUGUAAAUAAUACAGAUGGUUCUACCUCUAUUAAAUUUGUGUAA
Molecule: messenger RNA, 2209 nt
Organism: Seriola dumerili (greater amberjack)
Lineage: Eukaryota; Metazoa; Chordata; Actinopteri; Carangiformes; Carangidae
Gene: asb13b
Product: ankyrin repeat and SOCS box protein 13-like
Exons: 6
Coding region: 188-1057 (289 amino acids)
Biological process (GO): positive regulation of protein catabolic process; intracellular signal transduction; protein ubiquitination
Molecular function (GO): protein binding
Source: RefSeq, a predicted model, not a curated record